GAGCACCUCCCCCUACCUCGGUUCAUAAGCUUCCUCCUCUCUUCCAUCAGCUCCAGUCACUCGCAGUCACAUAGGCGCGAGGAUCUAAGCCGUCAUUUCUCCGUUUUUCACAGUUAUGAUUCGUGUUUGUUUUCCAGCGUUUGCGCUCCUGUCGUUUGUGCUCCAAACUGUAGCUGUGGGAAAGGUUAAUACUGAAGACAAUGUGGUAAGAAAAAGAAGAGAAUGGAUUCUCCCGGCUAGGACUCUGAUGGAAAAUGUAGACUACACCCAAAAGGAAUACAUUGCCAAGAUUCGAUCAGACUUUGAAUUGGAUUCUAAUAUUCACUACUCCCUGCAAGGCAUUGGUGCAAAUCAAUAUCCCUUUCAUGUAUUUGUAGUUGACACUAAAACUGGACUGAUUCGUGUCACCAAAGUACUUGACAGAGAAUUCAUUGACACAUAUAACUUGUCUGGUGUUGCUACAUACACUAGUGGUAAAGAAGCAGAGAAGAAAAUUGAUAUAAGAAUUAAGGUUUUAGAUGAGAACGAUAAUGCCCCAGUGUUUGGAUUCAUUAAGCCAGGAGAGGUGAAAGAGCUCAGUCCUGCAGGGGCUUCAGUUAUGAAAGUCAUUGCAACUGAUGCUGAUGAACCAGGCAAUGAGAACUCUCAGAUUGCCUAUUCCAUCAUAACUCAGAAUCCUCCUGAUGACAUGUUUUACAUGGACAGAAAUGGAACCAUCUUUGUCAAGAAGCCAACCCUCGACAGAGAGACACAAGAUCAGUAUAUUCUGACAGUGAAAGGUCAAGAUCUCAAUGGCAAACCAGAUGGUAAGAGUGGAACCGGCACUGUUACCAUUAAUGUGGUAGAUGUGAAUGACAACCCUCCCACUCUGGAAAAAACAGCGUAUGAGGGCAGUAUUGAGGAGAACACACAGGGUGUGGAGGUGAUGAGAUUCAAAACACAGGACAUGGACCUAAAGGGCACAGAGAACUGGGAAGUUGUAUUUGAUAUUGUCAAAGGCAACGAGGCUGGCUACUUCAGCGUUAAAACUGACCCCCUCACCAAUGAGGGCAUCCUAAUGCUUGAUAAGGCUGUGGAUUAUGAGGAUGUGAAGAACCUUGAACUAGGCAUAGCUGUAAGAAACAAAGCUCCACUGUAUGAUGGAUCUAUGGGCGAUACUCAACUUAGUGUAGGUUUUGAAGGGGAAGCAGGUGGUCCCAGUGGUGCCAGUGGUGCCAGUGGUGCCAAUGGUGCCAGCGGUGCCAACGGUGCCAACGGUGCCAGCGGUGCCAACGGUGCAAGCGGUGCCAGCGGGCCAUCUGGAGGACUGUCAUCACAGACCCCAGCUAAAAUCUAUACAAUAAAUAUCCAAGUAAAGAAUCAGCCAGAGGGCCCACAUUUUGACCCCAAGGUCAAAGCUAUUCCAGUCUUUUCAAAAGGUCAGAUUAAUAGUGAUCAGGUUAUUGACGCCUAUCCUGCAAUAGAUGGAGACACUGGAAAACCAGCUGAGAACGUCAAAUAUGCCAAAGGCUCAGACCCUGACAAUUGGCUAACAAUUGACCCAACAACAGCUGAGAUCAGAAUGAACAAGAAACCUGACAGAGACUCUUCAAAGAAAUUUCUGGUUAAUGGGACCUACAUUGCUAAAGUACUCUGCAUUACAGAAGACAUGCCUGCUAAAACAGCCACUGGCACCAUAGCUAUUCAGGUGGACGAUCUAAAUGACAACUGCCCCACGUUGACCACUAACAUCCAAACUCUGUGUACCACGGAUGAUGCUGUCAUUGUGAAUGCAGUAGACACAGAUGCAUACCCUAAUGGACCUCCGUUUAAUUUUAAAAUCAUCUCAAAGGAAGCUCAGGGCAAAUGGCAGGUAGAGCAUCUCAAUGACACUGCAGUGAUUGUGAGGACCCAUGAGACUUUAUUGCCUGGUUCAUAUGAAGUGGAAUUUAACGUGACAGAUGAGCAGGGAAAAGCCUGUCCUGCACCACAGAUGGUCAAGAUUCAUGUUUGUGCCUGUAAAGCAGGAAUGCCCUGUGUCUUUCGAGAAUCUCAAAGUCAGGCCCAAAGAAAAACUGAGUUAGGUCCCGCAGGCAUUGCGAUGCUGUUGCUGGGUCUGCUGCUCCUACUAUUGAUUCCUCUGCUACUCUUCUUCUGCUUGUGUGGGGAGGGUGCACUUCUUCCAGACAGCUUUACUCAAAUGCCCUUUGACACCAAAUCGCACCUUAUUAAUUACCACACUGAGUGCAUGGGAGAGAAUGCGGAGGUUCCACUGCUGACCAGGCCAUUGGUACUGGAUGGAAUUAUAUUUGGCCCAUCAAUGGCCAUUGCUAGCAAAGCCAAUAUGGGGGGUGCAGAAGCAGGUUUUGGAAUCCAGAAAUCAGUGACUUGCAUGGAUGGGAUAAACACAUACCCAGGUGCAGCAAAUGACAACAGAGUAGCAACAUGGGAGGUGAACCAAGAAGGCGGUGCCUUUUAUAGUGAUUUUCAACACUUAGAAACACUUAGAAGUGGAGGAUUUCAAGAUGACUUGGCUUUGUCUGACACUGCCUUGAGACAGUACUACACUAAGAGAACCUCUAGUGGACAUGAGAAUCUGAAGGACAACCUACUGGUUUAUGACUAUGAAGGCCAGGGCUCUGCUGCUGGCUCAGUUGGCUGUUGCAGCCUCCUAGAGUCUGACAAUGAUUUACAGUUCCUAGAUGACCUUGGACAAAAGUUCAAGACUCUAGCUGAGGUGUGUGGGGGCCAAACCAUUCUAGCUAAAGACAAACAACUGUCCACACCCGUGCCUGAUAUGUCAAUCAAUGUUCAGACUUCAUUAUCAAGUUUGGUGAGCAUCCCAGAGCUGUCGCCUGUACCCAAACUUCAACCAAUUCUCCCCAAAACUGAGCCCACUGUUAGGGAUACGUCUAAGCGGUCUCAUGUAGUGAAGGAAAGCACAGCCACAAUGAAGGGAGGGAUGACCACAGUCAAGCAAGGAAUGACAAAUCAAGGCCAGAUGCUCUUACUACAGCAGCAGCAGCAGCCUGUCUACUAUACCACCACCCCUUUGCUGCAGCCGCUCCAAUAUGUAGUCCAACCUCAGGUUCACAACAAUGUGCUGCUGGCUGAGGGACCAACUACCAACCUGCAGGGCGUGAUAUUGGUUAACAGCACUGAGCCAGGUUCUGCCAAAGGUGUAGUUGUUCAGGGGCAGACUCUGAUGUCCAGCAGACAAGGCCAGCUUCCUGGAAUGGUAGUUAUGGACAGGACUGGGGUCCAGGCGGUGAGCAGCAACCUGAUCCACACUGACAACUUUAUUGGCAACCAAACAAUGAUGGUUGUGGAGGGACAAAACCCUGCUGGUAAAGCACCUAAGGGAGGCUACAGUAAACUUGUGCAGGGAGGAAGUCUACAGACAGGUGAGAUUUCUAGAUCGCCUAAAGUCCUUGUUGUUGGAGGUCCCAUAAGCAGUGGAGGACAGCUAGACAAGGAAGCAGAUUUUUCACAGAACAGUGAUGUCUCCGACUCUCAAAAGGUCUGGAACAAUACAGGCAGUACAUUCACUAGCUCUCAUUCCAGUGUGGUUGGUUCAUCUAAAACCACACAAGCCCCCAGUUACCGCAAGGUGGUAGUGGAGGAGACCAAGGAAAUUCUUGAUCCAUUCCAGUAAAGUCAAGACGGCACCUUUGGCCUAGCACAGAUGGUGAUGGGAUUCAGUAAAUUAUUAAAAUAAAUAUUAAGUUUCAGUUAGUCAGCUUCUCCUGGGCAUAACCCAAAAUAUCAAGACAAAAUAACACAACAUGAUCAAUACUACAAACAAAGAACAUGAAGUAUCGAAAACUUAAUAUGUAAAAAAUAAAAUGGACGUAAAGUUAUAACCACUGAAACUAGCUAAGCAGAAUUGAUGUACAAUCUUAAAAAAGGGAAACAGAGGUCAGAAAUAUGUGAAUAUGUAAAUAGUGCUAGCAAUAGCAAAGAAUGCCACUUGGACAGAUGUUUAUUGUGAUAUAAUGGUGAAUGUAUGAUCAGUAAUUUAGGAUACUGGCUGGAUCAUGUUGUCAUUACUGUCAUCUAUUUUUCUAGUAUACAGUAUGUCUAAUAAAGCUGAUUUUGCAUGUAGAUAAUAGUUGAAAAAAAAGGCAUUAUAAUGACUCUUUUAGUGCUUGGUGUCUGGAAACGCUUACUGUAUGUAUAUGACAAGUAAGGUAAUUGUGAGGUAAAUAAACAAAAAAUGUGAUUAAUAAUAGUUGCAAUUGAAAGUCUGUAUUGUGUGCAGUGUAAGCGGCAAACAGUGCAUUUUUUCAGUUUGAAUGAAAAUAGCUUAGAUUGACACUCUUGUAAUUAGGUUUAGGUUGAUAAGUAAUUAAUACACUAAGUCUAAGUUAUAGAUGCUGCUACUCCUCUAACUUGGCCUGUAUUUCUAGAAACAUGAUAAGUGAAGUGACUUAGUGGAGUUGACGCAUUCAAACUAACAUAUUCAUCCUGCUGCAGCCCGUUAAUAAGAAAACAAAUCUGAUGCUUACUUUAGUCAUUUACUAACAGUGAUUAAGAUGUUAAGCCUAAUAGACUAAACGUAAUUAUAUUAUGCUUAUUGUAUUCUGUCAAUUUUUAUUAAACUCUGAUGAACAAUA
Messenger RNA from Betta splendens (Siamese fighting fish), 4595 nucleotides. Its product is annotated as desmoglein-2.1-like. Gene Ontology annotation, cellular component: plasma membrane; desmosome. The transcript has 14 exons. Gene Ontology annotation, molecular function: calcium ion binding. The record is from RefSeq and is a predicted model, not a curated record. Bases 116 to 3634 code for a protein of 1172 amino acids. Gene Ontology annotation, biological process: homophilic cell-cell adhesion. Lineage: Eukaryota; Metazoa; Chordata; Actinopteri; Anabantiformes; Osphronemidae.